UCCCCCAUCACCGGCCCUGCAUGGUAACCGCUGGUCUUGUUUGCCGUGAUUUAAAUCAAUACCGCUCCCAGAAUGGUGAAUGUAAUAAUCUUAAGAAUCCACGCUGGGGCGCAGCCAUGACCGCCUUCAAAAGACUAUUACCAAACAGCUACCAGAAUAAAAUAUCCUUGCCGAGGUACUUGAAGACAGAUUCAAGUCCUUCCACCUUGUUUCCAACCAUAGCGCCGGUCAGUCCUCUGCCAAACGCAAGGACCGUCAGUCGAAUGUUUUUUCCUCAAAGUCAGAACCCAGAGUCACCAUGGCAACAGUCACCCCAAUCCCCACAACGCACAAACAUGGCGUCUGUGUUUGGUCAAUUCCUUACGCACGAUAUAAUUUUGACAUUGCAUGACGGAAAUGAAGUCUGUGACGACCGGUGUAGUGAUCUUACCACAGAAUGCUUCGGGAUCACCAUCGCAAACAUAUCAAACGACCCUGUUUUCACUGAAUGCAUUCCAAUGACGCGCGCCUCAAGGUGUCAGUUUAAGGGUGUACAAGAGCAAAUUAACAGUGCCACUGCCUUCAUAGACGCCUCACAAGUCUACGGAAACAACGAGGAGGAAGUGGAAAGAGUACGCGAUAUAAACUCACUGAAUGGUCUUCUUCGCACAACCUGUCAUAAUGAGGCCGUUAAGCCACUCUUACCUCAGCUACAAGCUGAUGAUCCUAAAGUAUUUUGCCGCUCAUACAGCAAUAAGACUCCCUGCUUUUACACAGGAGACUAUAAAAGGAAUAAUGUUAGUCCAGCUUUAGCUGCCAUGCACACUAUUUGGGUGAGAGAACACAACAGGAUUGCCUUAGAACUGCGUGAGAUAAACCCCCACUGGGAUAAAGAACGGCUUUUUCAAGAAACAAGGAAAAUCAUAGGAGCUAUGAUGCAGCAUAUAUCAUAUAGCGAGUACCUCCCAACUAUACUCAGUAAACAAAUGCUUCAAGAUUACGAACUGAAUCCAAACCAGCCAUGGAAAUACGACCAAUUCGCUGACGCCUCCAUUGCGAACAGCUUUGGAGCCGCAGCGCUAAGGUUUGGUCACAGUACUGUUGGCAAUAUGUACACAAGGCCUGAUUUCUUUGAUAUGCCCAUAGACGAUAUGCACAACCCGACUCCUCUGUACAAUUUACAGCAGGGAGGUGUGGAUAGUAUCUUGAAUGGAAUGCUGGAACAAUCUGCCAGGAAAAUUGAUAGGUUCUUUUCAUGGGCGUUAACAAUGAAAUUAAAGCCUGGACCGGGAGUCACCGCUGAUCUUGUAGCAAUAAAUAUCCAGCGAGGCAGAGACCAUGGCCUUCCACCAUAUGUCAAGUUCAGGGACCACUUUAACGUGAGUAAAAGAAGCAUUCCAAACGAGCUCAAGUCUGAGCUGAUAAAUCUGUAUGGUGAUCUUGACGAUGUGGAUUUGUAUGUUGGUGGACUCCUGGAAACCCCUGUUGCAGACGGGGCAAUGGGGCCGACCUUCUCUCACAUUUUAGCCGAAGGAUUCAAAAAUCUGCGAAAAGGGGAUCGUUUUUGGUACCAAAACUUGGACUCGCCAACCGGAUUUAACUCUGAUCAACUGAAGGAGAUAAGGAAAGCUUCUCUUGCUAAAAUCAUCUGCGACAACAGUGAUGCGAUAUAUAGAAUUCAGCGCAUGGCCAUGUUAAAAGAAGGUUCGGGAAACGAGAGAAUGCCCUGUGCUCAACUUCCUUAUGCAGAUCUCAGCAAAUGGAGAGACGAGGGAAACAGCUUGAACACUGAGGCUGAAAGGGAAAGUGGCAUGGAACAAAAAAAGAGGAGGGAAAGUGAGACAGGUCAAUUAGUAAGAGAGGGAAGUGGACAGGAGGAACACGAUGCUGUGAAGGAUGCAACCUUGAAGGACGUAAGGAGACGAUUUUCUUCUUUCUUCUUUAGGCUGGGUGGGGUGGGGACAUCCAUGUAAGUUUACCAACAUUACUUUCGGAAAGUCUUAAACCAAAGCUGCCCGUGAAACAAAGCAUUGGAUGUCUAUAUCUAAAACAAAACGGUUUGUUUAAAGAUAAA
Pocillopora damicornis (cauliflower coral) is the source of this 2053-nucleotide messenger RNA. Its product is annotated as peroxidasin. Lineage: Eukaryota; Metazoa; Cnidaria; Anthozoa; Scleractinia; Pocilloporidae. The record is from RefSeq and is a predicted model, not a curated record. Gene Ontology annotation, molecular function: peroxidase activity; heme binding. Gene Ontology annotation, biological process: response to oxidative stress.